AUGGAUGUGUCGGUGGUGAUCCCUGUGAAAAAUGGCGUUCCAUUUAUAAACGAAUGCUUGGAAGCUUUGUUGAAACAAACUUUCUGUGGGAACUGGGAGAUCUGUGUCUACGAUGAUGGCAGCACGGAUUCGACAGUUGCUUGUGUGCAAAAUUUCAUACCAAAAUUCCGAUCACGAGGCAUUGACCUACGAAUCAGUAGCGGCGUUGAAUCUGGAGGAGUGGGUUUCGCGAAGAAUCAAGCAGUUAGGAUUUCUUGUGGUCGUUUCAUAUGCUUUUGUGACGCAGACGACGUGCCGCAGCCAACUCGACUUCAGGAACAGUUCGAGAUGGCGAAUAGUCAGAAAAAUGAACUUGUUUUUGUCGGGAGCAAUUUUCAAAGAAUUCCGAAGAACUCGACUGUGCGCUAUUCAAAGUGGGCUACUAGCUUAAAGGAUGAGCAAUUGACGCUACAGGUUUAUACGUCACAUGGCCCAACGCUUAUAGCACCGACAUGGUUCAUUUCUCGCGAGCUCUUUGCAAAAUUGGGUGGUUUCAAAGAUGAAAUUCGCACCGGUUUCCCUGAAGAUCUAGAUUUUUUCUAUCGUGCUUUGGAUCUCAAAGACAUUUCUUUCUGUAAAGUUGACAAAGAACUGGUGAUAUACCGCUACCACUCCGGCUGCGCAUCCCUUGGAGUUUCUGAAGAUGCAAUCUGGACAAUGCGUAUUGAUCGAUUCUGUCAUCGCAUGCUACCCAUGUGGAAAACAUUCACGAUAUGGAAUGCUGGCAAACAAGGGAAGCGUUUUUUUAGGUCAUUAUCGGAUAAGGACAGAGGUCGUGUUGUGUCCUUCUGUGAUGUUGAUGAAAAAAAGAUCCGACGUGGAUGGUUUGAAGACUACGACGAGGCUACUCGUACAGUUCGGAGGAAGUUACCAAUUAUUCAUGUUAAGGUCGCUCGUCCACCAUUGGUUAUCUGUGUGAAAUUGGAUAUGACCGGGGGUGAUCUGGAACGUUUAGUAGCGGAAUCACAGUGGACGGAGGGACGUGACUAUAUCCAUUUCAGUUGA
Necator americanus (New World hookworm) is the source of this 1044-nucleotide messenger RNA. RefSeq lists its product as uncharacterized. The coding region runs from base 1 to 1044 and encodes 347 amino acids. The record is from RefSeq and is a predicted model, not a curated record. The transcript has 9 exons. Lineage: Eukaryota; Metazoa; Nematoda; Chromadorea; Rhabditida; Ancylostomatidae.